AUGGAUCAAUUGGUAUUGGAACCGGGGAAACCUGUGGAGGAUGAUGUGGAGAAUUGGGAUGAUGACGAUCUUGAUAUUGGGGGCGAUGAUUUUACACUUCGAAGUGCCUCAGUAGCAACGACUGCAACCAUUGCUUCGACACGCAGAGAGUCUGUUUCUUCACGUUUGUCUAUAAGAUCGGACUUCAAUGAGGAAAGACAGGUACAUUUACCAGAAGAUGAUGAACGAGCCACAAACGAUGCGAUCGCCACAGCAAAAAGAGCCGGCAUACCUUUACCAGAGAACAUACCUUCCUCGGCUUUAUUGGGAGGAACUAUCAAAAGACUUGGUGGAAGAAAAGUGCGGAAAAUAAUUUCAGACGAUUGGGAUGAUGGGGACCUCGAAGUACCCGCUGGACAAGCCCUGAAGAUCAAGCGGCAAGAUGGUUCUAGAUUCCCAGAGACACUCCGUCAAGUGAGUGGCGGCUCGAGUUUCUUGAGUCCCCAAAAAACAUUGAUGGCUGCCCCAGUAUUCCAUGUUAGCCCUAGACCUGAAUUGAAAACAAAGACCGCAUCGACCAACAUGCUUGAUCGUUACCGAGAUGAGGAAGACGAUGACUUCCUUGGAGAUGGGGAAGCUACCAUAAAGGUUGCAAAGAAACGAAAUCCACAGUCCGUCAUAUCCAUCACGUCACCCACACCAGAGAAGCCUACAGAAACCGAAGAAGAUUUUGAACAAGAUCUGCAAUUCCCUUCCGAUGGAGCUCUGAAGCUCACUACCCGUAAAGAUAUCCCGAAGACCCCCCAGAGCAUCCAGGACGAUUUUGACGAUUGGGGUGAAGGUAGUUUAGGUACUCGAUUUGGCGGAACAAAAAGAGAUGGUCGAUCCAACAGGAAUUCAGAUUCAUUUGCUAUGAGCCCCAGUAUUGCCAGUUCCAUGACUGCUGAGAGCGAAGAUGAAGGUCUUGAUGGUUUGGUGCUACCCAGCGGCCCCCUCAAUUUCGAUGACAUUCUCAAGAAGCGUCAACAAAACGAUUGGUCCCGUCAAGUAGAGGCAAAGCAACCAAGAAAGAGUUUUGGUGGAAAAGAUGACUUCUUGACUGGGCUUGAGAUUGGCGACGGGGACGUGUUUGAUUCGAAGAAACUCACAUUAAAUCGUAACGUUAAGGUCAAAACCACUAAACAACAAAGCCCAAGUCGACCCAAACCAUCCGUUUCAUUGACUUUCACGAACAAACCCGCGCCACCUUCUACCUCACGACUCCCUCGGCCACUUGGACAUGAACGCAUUCCAUCGUCCCUUGAGCCUGUCUCGGAGUGUGGCGGCCCAAUACCAAAUCGAAAUCGUAGGUCGCAAUCUAGGAUGGGACAUUCAACUCAAUCUUCAAUUAAUAGUGUCGGGAUACCAAAUAUGCCAUCUUCCAAUCAUCCGUUGCCUACAUCAACUCCUCGGCGUCGUGAACUAGGCUCAAAAUUAUCCGCCUCGACUUUACGCAAUGAACCUACAACGACCAGUUCACAGCUCUUAAAGCUCAAGCGAUCAAUGCCAACCAUGAAAACUUAUCAGCCAUCGCCAGCUAAGCCAAUGCCUACACGAUAUGAGAGACCACCAUCUCAAACGGAGAGUGGUAAUAGGCCACUCUCAAUGUCUCGGUCUAAGGAUUCUGUCGAAAGAGAUCGAUCUGGAGCUGAAUCCAGCAUGUCUCUCGCUAGGAAGAAUCAUGUUCCAUUUCUACCUGCUGGUGGUCCAGUUUCUCAAUCUCAUCAUGUUACCGCAAAGACAUCCCGGCAUUUUCGUCGUCACGACUCUGAAUCCUCAACUAACAGCGUUGAUUUUCGACCGCCAUCAAGAACAUUUUCAAGGCAAACAAUGCGAUCGCCAAGUCCGCGUAGAACGCUUAGAGGUACUGAUGUUCUUGCUCGGGAAGCUACAUUGAAGCGACAAAUUACAAAACCUAUUCGAAGAAGACAUUUUGGCGACGGGCGUGAACUUGAUGCUUUCGAUGAUCUACCCACUUCGCGAGAUGCAGAACAAAAGUUUGUUAAGGAGCCAAUUGGCCGUGGCCCACCGAAGCAACUUACACUGCGCAAUAAGGCUCACCAACACAUUAUGCCCACACGAACCACGUCACCUAUGCCAUUGACACCCUUGACACCAGCUAAAAGUAGGAGUGAACUACCACGCUUUGCUCGCGAUACUGCUGCGAGUCGCAUGGCACGAGAAGCAACAUCGUCUCAUCGCUCGGUUUCCGGAUCUGGAGCUCCUCUUGCUGCCCUGACAAACCAAUGGAGGGCCAAGGUUGCAGCAACGACUGGACUCAGUCCCGUUCAUGCCCAAGGCUCAGUUAGAUCAAAGAAGAACAAGAUGCCCCAAAAGCCGCAACUUAUUAAGCCAUUGGGAAAUAUCAAUAACCCUAGAUCCGUGAAAGGAAUGCAAUAUGAUCCUGUUAAUUAUCGAUGGGAAGGUAAUGAAAUUGAAGUAUCGGCCUUUGAUCUGCCCGCUUCCGCAACUUCAACAGCUUCAAUACCUGUCCAGAUACCACGAGUAGCAGCACCACAAAUAUAUCGAGAAAAGGAAUCGUCGACUCCUCGUCCUGCUCUUAUCACCAAUAUAAAUUCUGCCCAAAAUGUCCAAGUCGUUGGUGGCAUGGUCUUUGACCCACAGCGUAUGUGCUGGCUCAAGAUGCCUAGCGAUAACAAAAGAACAAAGAGUGAUUCUGGAGAUACUAUGGAUGGUUUUGAUGCACUUGAUGAGGAGGAGGAGGAUGUUUUCAAGGAUGUUCCUGAUCUCGAAGAUGGUCCCUCGAAGGAAUCUGACGAAGUUUCUGGCCAAAAGGGUGAAGGUGCCAGUGGUCUGAGCGACUGGCUUGUUGGUGAGGAAUUUGAUGUCGGUCCGGAAUUUGUCAAACGACAGAGAGAAGAGGAGGAGCGCUGGAAAAGAAAAUGUGAGAAAUGGAUCGGUGCUGCACGCGACACUGAAGGGAACUCCUGGAGAUGGAGUAUCCGAGACGUAGUAAAUGAAUUAUGA
Sclerotinia borealis F-4128 is the source of this 3006-nucleotide messenger RNA. The record is from the annotation of a GenBank genome assembly. NCBI's taxonomy places the organism in Eukaryota, Fungi, Ascomycota, Leotiomycetes, Helotiales, Sclerotiniaceae.